This is a messenger RNA of Panicum virgatum (switchgrass), 1044 nucleotides long. Its product is annotated as late embryogenesis abundant protein, group 3-like. The record is from RefSeq and is a predicted model, not a curated record. NCBI's taxonomy places the organism in Eukaryota, Viridiplantae, Streptophyta, Magnoliopsida, Poales, Poaceae. The coding region runs from base 158 to 742 and encodes 194 amino acids. The transcript has 3 exons.
AUCGGUAGUGUUGAGGUUCCAGGCUUUUCAGCUGAGCGUUCGUCAGUAGCCAAGUGUGUUCAUCGCUGCUUUCAGUUUUCGCGAGCGAUUUGAUUUGAGCGAUCGAUUUCGUUCUGCUCGAUCGUGUGUUUUAGCUCGAGGGUGAGAGAUCGUCGUCAUGGCUUCCCACCAGGACAAGGCUAGCUACCAGGCCGGCGAGACCAAGGCCCGCACCGAGGAGAAGGCUGGGCAGGCGAUGGGGGCGACCAAGGACACGGCGCAGCACGCCAAGGACCGGGCGUCGGACGCGGCGGGGCACGCGGCGGGCAAGGGCCACGACGCCAAGGAGGCGACCAAGCAGAAGGCGUCCGACACCGGCAGCUACCUGGGCCAGAAGACCGACGAGGCCAAGCACAAGGCCGGCGAGACCACCGAGGCCAAGCACAAGGCCGGGGAGACCACCGAGGCCACCAAGCAGAAGACCGCCGAGGCCACCGAGGCCGCCAAGCAGAAGACCGCCGAGGCCCUCGAGGCCGCCAAGCACAAGGCCGGCGAGGCCGGCGAGUACGCCAAGGAGAGCGCCGUCGCCGGCAAGGACAAGGACAAGACCGGCAGCGUCAUCCAGCAGGCCACUGAGCAGGUGAAGAGCGCGGCGGUGGGCGCCAAGGACGCGGUGAUGAGCACGCUGGGGAUGAGCGGGGACAACGAGGGCGGCGCCGGCAACGGCAAGGAGGAGGACCACUCCAUCACCAGGGAUCAGUAGACGCGCGCGAGCUUCCGUCCUCCACUCGAUCGAUCCAUCCCCCGUUUGCUUGUUCAUGAGUCCAGUAUGUAUCUUUCCGGUUCCAUGAUUCCUACGAAUUUGGUACUGUAAGUUUGGCGUUGCUGUAUUUGCGUCGUGAAGUGUCUGUAAACGAGUCGGGUGGGAGCGGGUCUGGCUGGCGAUCUCUGUGCUCGUCGGUCAGGCGUCUCUCAGCCUUGUGGUUCUUUUCUUAUUAUGAUGUAAUAAAGCUGGUACAUCCUCUUAUGUAUAUGAGGAGCGUGUAUGUUCUGUGAUUUUCAGCA